GCUGGUCCCGAGAAGAAGAGGGUUGAUGUUCUCCGGCUCGUCAAGCAUUGCUGGACGAAGCACGGCGAGGAAUCUGAAGCCGAUCUGCCACCCCGCCUCGCUGACUUCGAAACGAAGUACAACGAAUCCGUUGACAGGCAGCGUGCGGCACGAGGCUUGACCCAGGAGGACGACCUCGAUUCCGAUGCGGAUGAUGAGGCGGCCAUUGAGGCGGCCGGGGUUUACAAGGGCCGGGUUCCGUGCUUGGGGGCCGAGGGGCAACGGAUUUUGUAUGAUCGAAGCACCGGCGCUUCCUCUUCUCGGUCAAGGCGGGGAGAAGAUCCCCGUAUUGCUACGAUGCAGCGUGAACUAGAGGAGCAUGAACGACGAUGGGAGGAGCAGCGGAAAGCAGAUGCUGCCACAAAAGCCCGGUUGGAGGAGAUGGAACGGUACAUGCGUGCCGGAUUCCAGCCUCCGCAACAGCCUUUUCCUCCCCCGUAC
Messenger RNA from Cuscuta epithymum, 480 nucleotides. Lineage: Eukaryota; Viridiplantae; Streptophyta; Magnoliopsida; Solanales; Convolvulaceae. The record is from the annotation of a GenBank genome assembly.